GCGUCACUGCUGGCAAUGUGGUAAUCACUACAUCCCACUCUUUCACUGUGUGGCUCACUUCAGCUUGUCUGCGAUCUGACAUCCCAGACCUGUGGUCAAGUGCAGUGUUGAGGAGAUCCCAUAAAGGCGACAUAAAAUCAGGAUGCUGUUUGUCUUUCUAUCAUCUGCUGUGUUCCUCUUCAACAUUGGGACAUGCACUGCAGCGCAAUCUGAUCUGAGAAUUACGACAAUCCUGCAAGAGCCUUACACGAUGUCCAAAGGCUCACAACUGGAAGGCUUCUGCAUGGACCUCCUGUCAGAAGUUGCCAAGAAGCUGGACUUCAGGUACAAGGUGCAUCUGGUGAAGGACGCCUCGUACGGCAGACAGGAUGACAACGGACACUGGAACGGGAUGGUUGGCGAAGUGGUGCGAGGGGAGGCCGACUUGGCGAUCGCCCCGCUGACACUCACCGCGGCUCGGGAAAAGGCGGUAGGUAUGAGCAAACCCUUCAUGCAGACAGGAAUAAGCAUCCUGCUGAGGAAGGGCAUCUCUGAGGGCACGGGGUUCUUUGAUUUCCUCACUCCCUUUUCGGCCGAGACCUGGGCCGGUAUCAUCAUUGCCUACCUGGUAACUGCUGCCUGCAUCUCUAUAGUGGCCAGAGCUAGUCCGAGUGAGUGGCGUCAACCUCAGAGCGAGCGGAACACAUUCAGCUUCCCACACAGCCUGUGGUAUGCCGCUGGGGCGCUAACGCUACAAGGUGCUGGUCCGCACCCCCGCGCUCUCUCCGGACGCGUCGUCUGCUGCAGCUGGUGGCUAUUUGCCGUGGCGAUCCUGGCUUGUUAUUUCUCCAACCUCAGCUCGUCCAAAAGCCCCGAGUCCACUCAGCUGAGUGUGAAAGGCUUCGAGGACUUGGCAAAUCAGGACAUCAUCGAAUAUGGCUGCCUGAGUGCCUCUUCCACGCUGGCCUUCUUCAAGAAUUCAGACAACCCGGUGUAUCGUAGGGUCUACGAGCACAUGGAGAGAAGUAAAAGUCUGGUAUCAUCCAUGGAUGAAGGCAUCCAACGUGCAAAGGAGGGCAACUUUGCCUUCAUCGGGGAGUCGGUGUCUCUGGACUUGGCAGUGGCACGCCACUGCGACCUGGUCAGAGCGCAUGAGGUGGUCGGCAUGAGGGGAUACAGCAUUGCUGCCACACUUGGAUCUCCAAUCAUAAAGAACCUGAGCGUGGCCAUCCUGCAGCUGAGCGAGGCGGGCGAGCUGGCUUAUCUGCAGAGCAAAUGGUGGGCCAGCAGCUGCAUGGCGGACAAGGCCAAGGCGACAGCUGUGCAGCCUCACAGUCUCAAGGGGAUGUUCGCAGUGCUUGCGCUGGGCCUGACACUGGGAACACUGCUGGCCGUCCUGGAGCUCGCAUCCAGGAGUCGCAGCAGCGCGGCAGAGCAGAAGAAAUCCUUCUGCCGGGUUCUGACCGAAGAGUUCAGCUUGCGUUUCAGGAACAACAACAACAACAACAACAGUCCAACAAAGCGAGCUCAAGAGCCUGCCGAUAAAGAAACAGAAAAGGCAUAGAAUCAUUCUUCACCCACUGACAAUUGGCCAUUUAUGAUGGCCUAUAACUCUUUUAAAAAGUCUUACAUUUACAAUGAUAACCCUCUACAAAUAAUACAAAUAAACCAUUAACAACUGUAACUGUGAACUGAAAUAAAAGCCAACUUAGCAUAAAACUUUGUGUAAACAAUUGAGCAGAAUGCUGCUACAAAUACAUUUUAAGGAAGCUUAAAAUAAAUACAAACUGUG
Messenger RNA from Phycodurus eques (leafy seadragon), 1771 nucleotides. It is a transcript of the gene grik6, whose product is annotated as probable glutamate receptor. The record is from RefSeq and is a predicted model, not a curated record. The coding region runs from base 143 to 1543 and encodes 466 amino acids. The transcript is spliced from 10 exons. Gene Ontology annotation, biological process: modulation of chemical synaptic transmission; synaptic transmission, glutamatergic; monoatomic ion transport. Gene Ontology annotation, cellular component: plasma membrane; AMPA glutamate receptor complex; dendritic spine. NCBI's taxonomy places the organism in Eukaryota, Metazoa, Chordata, Actinopteri, Syngnathiformes, Syngnathidae. Gene Ontology annotation, molecular function: transmitter-gated monoatomic ion channel activity involved in regulation of postsynaptic membrane potential; AMPA glutamate receptor activity.